AUGCGCCCCUUAACAGACGUCGAGACCGAGCGCCUCUUCGAAAAGCUCGCAAACUACAUUGGCCGAAACAUAACUCACCUAAUCGACCGUCCCACUGACCCUCACUGUUUCCGUGUCCAAAAAGACCGAGUCUACUACGUCCGCGAAUCAAUUGCCCGCCUCGCAACCUCCGUCGCCAAGGCGAACCUGCUCUCGCUCGGCACUUGCUUGGGCAAGUUUACAAAGACGGGCAAGUUCAAGCUGCGUGUCACGGCGCUGGAUCACAUCGCCUCGCACGCAAAGUACAAAGUGUGGGUGAAGCCGAAUGGGGAGAUGCCGUUUUUGUAUGGGAAUAAUGUGCUCAAGGCGCAUGUUGGGAGGAUCAGUGAGGAUACACCCGAGCAUCAGGGGGUUGUGGUUUAUUCUAUGAAUGAUACGCCUUUGGUAUGGUGCUCUUUGUCCGAGUGAGGAUGGUGGGGACUAAUCGGAGCGGUGGCCAUUGUAGGGAUUUGGAGUUACGGCGAGGUCGACGCAUGAGGUUCGCAGGCUGGAUCCUACUAGUAUCACAGCGUUCAGACAGAGUGAUGUUGGGGAGUAUCUUAGGGAUGUAUGUUCUGCUCAAUUGCUGCUGGGGAUUUCUGGACGGAUGGCUAACUGUUUAUAGGAAGAUACGCUGUUUUAG
This is a messenger RNA of Tuber aestivum (summer truffle), 661 nucleotides long. NCBI's taxonomy places the organism in Eukaryota, Fungi, Ascomycota, Pezizomycetes, Pezizales, Tuberaceae. The record is from the annotation of a GenBank genome assembly.